Colletotrichum navitas is the source of this 984-nucleotide messenger RNA. Its product is annotated as Thi4 family protein. The record is from RefSeq and is a predicted model, not a curated record. Lineage: Eukaryota; Fungi; Ascomycota; Sordariomycetes; Glomerellales; Glomerellaceae. Bases 1 to 984 code for a protein of 327 amino acids. Gene Ontology annotation, biological process: thiamine biosynthetic process. The transcript is spliced from 2 exons.
AUGGCUCCUCCCACCGCCAUCUCCCCCGUCAGCAACUACGCCGUGCCCUACACCGCUGGCAAGACCACCAAGCCCGCAGAGGGCCAUGUCGCCGCUGCCGCCCCGGCCAAGGUCGAGGACCUCUUCGGCAAGUGGGACAGCUUCGCCUUCGCGCCGAUCCGCGAGAGCCAGGUGUCGCGGGCCAUGACGCGGCGGUACUUCGCCGACCUCGACGCGCACGCCGAGUCGGACAUCGUCAUCGUCGGCGCCGGCUCGUGCGGCCUCAGCGCGGCCUACGUGCUCGCCAAGGCGCGGCCAGACCUGCGCAUCGCCAUCGUCGAGGCGGGCGUGGCGCCCGGCGGCGGCGCCUGGCUCGGCGGCCAGCUCUUCUCGGCCAUGGUGAUGCGGAAGCCGGCUGAGAUCUUCCUCGACGAGGUCGGCGUGCCGUACGAGGACGAGGGCGACUUCGUCGUCGUCCGGCACGCGGCGCUCUUCACGUCGACGGUGCUGAGCAAGGUGCUCCAGUUCCCCAACGUGAAGCUCUUCAACGCCACGACGGUGGAGGACCUCAUCACGCGCCGGCAGGCCGGGGGCGAGGGCGCGGUGCGCGUCGCGGGCGUCGUGACCAACUGGACGCUCGUGUCGAUGCACCACGACGACCAGUCGUGCAUGGACCCCAACACCAUCAACGCGCCCGUCAUCAUCUCGACGACGGGCCACGACGGCCCGUUCGGCGCCUUCUCCGUCAAGCGGCUCGUCAGCAUGAAGCAGAUCGAGCAGCUGGGCGGCAUGCGGGGGCUGGACAUGCAGGCCGCCGAGGACGCCAUCGUCAAGGGCACGCGGGAGAUCGUCCCUGGGCUGAUCGUCGGCGGCAUGGAGCUGUCCGAGGUCGACGGCGCCAACCGCAUGGGUCCUACAUUUGGCGCCAUGGCUCUGUCGGGAGUCAAGGCCGCCGAGGAGGCGUUGGCCAUCAUCGACGCGCGUAAAAAGGAGAACGAGCUCUAG